Darwinula stevensoni is the source of this 2475-nucleotide messenger RNA. The record is from the annotation of a GenBank genome assembly. Lineage: Eukaryota; Metazoa; Arthropoda; Ostracoda; Podocopida; Darwinulidae.
AUGUCUGCCCCCUCUCUGCCACCUGAUUCUUCUCCAACUGAAGAUUCUGAAGAAGUACUUCUGAAGGCUGCUAGACAUGGCCACUCCAAAGGAAAUCAUGGGUGGACACCACUCCUUCUGGCAUCAUAUUUUGGCCAUUACAAUGCUGCAGAGAUAUUAUUGACUCAGGGAGCAGAUGUCAACAUAUGCAUUCCCACUGGAGAUACAGCUCUGCACAAAGCUGCUUUAAUAAAUAGGCUGGAUAUAGUUCAGCUUUUGCUGAGACAUGGGGCAGAUGUGAACUUGUUGAAUGGUGAAGGAAAGCAAGCUCGAGAUUUGGCUCAGGGAGAUGAUGUGAGGCGAUUGCUCAAUAGUGUGGAGCAACAGGAAGUGAAAGCCAAGGAGAGCCUCUUCCUGGAUGCUGCUCGUGAUGGAGACAUUGAUGAUAUGAAGAAGUAUCUCCUUGAUGACAAGAAGCCAGUGAAUGUGAAUUGUCAGGAUGACUUGGGGAACACAGCACUGCAUUGCUCUGCUUUCCGGUCCCUGAAACAAGUUGCCAUUUUCCUUUUGGAACAUGGCAUCGAUCCUUCUAUUCGCAAUAAUGCUGGCCUGACAGCAUGGGACCUCUCUCAAUCUGCAUCCAUCCGAAGCCUUUUGAAUGUGACUCCUGUAAGACAGUUUCAACAAGAAGCGUUCCGCUGUGAGGGACCUUUGCUGAAGAGAGCCCGCCUAUUUGGCUGGAGGCAUACUUGGGUUGUUCUGGAAAGAGGGGUCUUGAGCUAUUAUCCCACAAAACGUGACGCUCGUGCUCGAGCAAAGAGAAGAGAUUACAAGCACUUGGCAGAUUCACGUAUUGUGGAGGAUGGAAGGGAUCCAAGUUUGAUGGAGCUAUACUUUUCUGACGUUCAAAACUUCUUGCAGAAAUGGAUGUUGGCCCUCAGAGAGCAUGCAGAUUACAGCAAGAGUCAGCUUCUGGAGGCAACUGUGGAUGACAGUGAUGAUGAGAUGGCAAAGCUUCCCUUUCGCUCUUUGUCAACCAUCAAAGACUCCUUCCAGUCUGCAAAGACAUAUGUGCAUCUGUUUGAAGAUGGUGUUUCAAAACUACAUGCUGAUUUCUCAUCUCUUGUUUCCCCAAUGCAAGUUGAAGCCAGUCUCCCUUUUGUCCAGAGGAUGGAACAGCUGGAAGGAACAGCCAGGGAGACACUCCAGAGCCUACGUCAUUGUCUUUCUUUGUUUGAACAGCAAGAGGAGGUUCGCAACAGGAACCUUAGACAGGAACAAGAGAAAACUCGUGUAUUGGAAGAGGCCCUCCAGGUUCUGGCCAAGGAACACUAUGAAUUGGAAGUGUCAUUAGCCUCUGGAUUUGUACGACAGCCACGGUUCUAUGAUGCUAUUGAUGAUGAUUUCUAUGAUCCUACCUCUGAUCCCAUUGAUGAAGAGUCCAUGUCGGUCUGCUCCUCCCAAUAUAUCACUCCAUAUGCUUCAAUGUCAGACCUCUAUGCAGCUGUCUCUGAUCCUGGCCUCAUGUACAGAAGACUAUCACAUAUUUCUGAAGGGAGUCAUGCAAAUUUGAACUUGCUGGUGAAGCAGAAUGUUUCAGAACCCUGCUGCUCCACCUUGAAAACAAGUGUCCUUGGAGGAGGAAAUCUAACUUCAGCAUCAAUUGGUGUUGAAGAUUCCAGUCUUAUAGGUAGCCCUCAUGGUAAUCCUAGCUUGGAAGACCUUGAUUCUGCUGAGAGCCAUGGGUGCACUAGGGGGAAAAACUCAGGAGGUGAAGAGAAGCAAAAGAUGAGAGAUGGUGCUGGUUCAGACAAAGAUCAGAUCACUGAGAAAACCAAGUUGGAGAACCCAUCAGUAAUGGAGCAUCAAAAGUCAGCACUGAAAUAUUUACCCUCAACACCUGCCUCAUCAAUUUCCUUGUUGCUGAAGAAUUCUUCUUCCAAAAGGACAUCAAGCAGUGGUGCAGCAUCCAGUCAACAUAGAACUACAUCACCAGGGUCUUUGAGGCAUGAAGCUGAAGCACCACCUCCUCCCUGUUCCAGCAAAACUUCAAAAAACUGUUGUAUAUCUGCACCUGAAUUGAGGCCUUUGUCUCCCAGUGAAGGUGAAGCUGCACCUAGUGCUGGCAGUCUUCCAAAACUUCCUACAAAUCCACCUCUUGCUACUGCUCAGAUGAAGCCUCAGACCCCUCCUCAGCCUGAAGACCAGGAACUGAAGCCAUCAAGCCCAGUUCCAACUCCAAUGACAGCUUCUACUUCUGUUUCUCCAUCCAGGUCUCCAGUGCCACAAAAUUUUCCUCCUGCCACAUUUCACUCAUCACCAGUUCAGAUGCUACCACCUGGAUCAUUCAGGACAAUCAAAGAAAAAGUCGUGGAAGUCCAUCCUCAUCGGAAGUCUUCAAUUGUUGAAGGAACUAGCAGGCGAGUUAAUGUGCUUCCAGAUGGUACCAUUGUCCCUGCACAUUCACCAGCCUACUUCAAAUUCAGGUUGGUUUAG